Molecule: messenger RNA, 819 nt
Organism: Miscanthus lutarioriparius
Lineage: Eukaryota; Viridiplantae; Streptophyta; Magnoliopsida; Poales; Poaceae
Source: the annotation of a GenBank genome assembly
AUGGCUCGUCACCUAGAUUCGUCCUCCGUCUCAUGGCUCCUCACCCAGAUCCUCCCUCCCUCCAUCUUCCCCUUUGCGCAGUGCAGGACAGCUAAGGCUGAGGCACCGACCAACCAGGGAGGCAACAGUAAACGAGCAAGCUACAACAGCAAGCACCAAGUACCUCAAAUUUUAAAUGCAGGAAGUGGUGGAAGCGGCCAUGAACCUGCCCAUGCUGGAUUUGUUGGGCCAGGGAUGUUGACCGCUGCUGUUUCUAGAGAUGUUUUCGCUUCUCCACCUGUUGAUUCUAUUUUAGCUAACUACACUGGUGAUAGACUGAAUUUUGGAUUAGCUGCUGAGCAGGCAAAAUCUAAAGGCUAUAAGAUGGAGAUGGUCAUUGUUGGAGAUGAUUGUGCCCUUCCCCCACCUAGAGGGAUAGCUGGUAGAAGAGGUUUAGCUGGAACAAUUCUUGUGCAUAAGAUUAGAGCCACUCCUAUCAUGGAACUUAUGAUCGCAGCGAGAAAAGCAGUUCCCGAGUUGCAAUUGGUGUAUGGCAUUGUUGUUGACAGAGUGUACAAUGGCACACUUAUGACAUCUCUUGAUAUGGCAGGAAACCGUCCACCAGCAAAGUUUCCUGUUCCUCUACCACCAUCACCUUCAAUUAAGGAUGACGAGAUUUUUGCUCCAUCUCAGGAGCUGAGCAAGCAAGGCUGUAUCCUGGAGGCUGCUAUUGAAGCAAGUGCUACUGCAAUUAUCAAUCUCAAGGAUAGCCUAAAUGAAUGGGACAGUAAAGUGGGCGAUGGUGACUGUGGAACCACAAGGUGCAACAACUAUUCUUGA